Messenger RNA from Formica exsecta, 1063 nucleotides. RefSeq lists its product as uncharacterized. Lineage: Eukaryota; Metazoa; Arthropoda; Insecta; Hymenoptera; Formicidae. The transcript is spliced from 3 exons. The coding region runs from base 1 to 1041 and encodes 346 amino acids. The record is from RefSeq and is a predicted model, not a curated record.
AUGUCCGAGAAAUCCUAUUCUACCAUCGAAGAGGAGGAGGAACGAAUAAACCGCGAUGUCGAGCCGAGUAGAAUAGCGAAGUGUUUCAAGGCACUAUUCUGUUGCUUCAGACGCGAAUCAAACGCGAGAGAGAUCGUCAGAUACGAUCCCGACGAGUAUGAUUACAUUGUCGAGAAGCUCAUCGUGAAGCGCGUGCCGCUCGCGCUUUUCGCGAUCCCAGCUGAUCUCGCGGAUCGACGUAGACCCGAUGACGCGACGUCGGAUGACAUUUCGCAAUCGUCGUCCUUGUCUGCUUUUGGCGGGAAUAAUCUUAGCGCAAAUGCCGUCACACGAGGAACGUAUCCCACCUCGACGAGGAUGGACAGACCUGUAUAUGAUUCCGCGGCGAAUAAAGCUUUGGGCUCUGAUACAAAUAAAAAUCAAGAUUUAAGCUUGGAUGGUCAAGCAAAGUCCUCGAUUUGGAAACAAGGGAUUCUGAAUAGAUACAGUGCUCUACAUCCGGACUUGAAGGAAUUCGAGAGGCCGUCCAAGAAUCUGUCGAAUUUUCCGCGAAGCAAACUGUCAUUCGCGGAGGAUAUUUCUGUGCCGUCCAACACGAGGACCGACAUUUCCUCCAGGACCUCGACGUCCUCCAUCACCGUUCAGGAGGAUGUUCCAACCCGGGACGAUUCUGCUCGUCACGGAUCUGUUUUUAAGAGCGAGAGAAAUGAUAAAUCACAAGCAAAGAAGGAUAUCGAUAAAGAUCGAGGAAAAUUCGUUCUUGGACGAAACCGGAGAUACAUAGUAUCACCGUUUCGAGUUAGACGAGGUUCCCUCGAUCUUACUAAACCGAAAAAUGUCGUCGAGGAUUUUGGCGUGGACGGCAAGUCGUUAGCAUACAUUCAAGAAUCCGUUGAGGAGAAAUCCUCGGAAUUAACGGAGGAUUCGAAAGAUCACGAUUUACAAUCAAACACAGCGGUCAGAUGGAGAAUUACUAUUAGACGUCGGCGCGCAAACGCGGACUCAGAGCCGCGUUCUUUAGAAGGGGAAAUGCAUCGGUGAGGAUAUAUCACCGCACGUACUG